Messenger RNA from Acanthamoeba castellanii str. Neff, 252 nucleotides. RefSeq lists its product as uncharacterized. The transcript has a single exon. NCBI's taxonomy places the organism in Eukaryota, Discosea, Longamoebia, Acanthamoebidae. The coding region runs from base 1 to 252 and encodes 83 amino acids. The record is from RefSeq and is a predicted model, not a curated record.
AUGGCGGUGACACACAUCCAGCUCAACACCUGGGAACUGUUCACAAUCAUCAUGAUCAUGUGGUUUGUCAUCUCACUCUGGGGCGACAUCUUCAAAUCCAUCAUUAAGCACUUUGUGCUGGCCCACAACAAACCCCAGCCACGAGUGAUGGCUGCCAGCACACUGGUGCUCACCACAGCCCUCGUUGCCAUCACCAAGAUCAUCAGAUUCAACUUCAUGGCUCAAGCAACGCAGCACAAUCUGGUCCCAUGA